Molecule: messenger RNA, 846 nt
Organism: Talaromyces rugulosus
Lineage: Eukaryota; Fungi; Ascomycota; Eurotiomycetes; Eurotiales; Trichocomaceae
Exons: 2
Coding region: 1-846 (281 amino acids)
Source: RefSeq, a predicted model, not a curated record
AUGGCAAGUUCGCAUAACGAAACACAAUACCCGGCGAAGGUGAAAAUAAAAGGCGCCCCAGACUACGACGACGCUGAAUUCUGGGACAAAAAGUUCGUGACUGGUCAAGAUGUGGGCGAAUGGCUGAAUCCGGGCGAUGCGCUGCUUGACCAGGCCAUUUCUCAUCUUGAACAAUCGCAGGGCUUACCAGGAGAAUCCCAAAAGGUCAGACGGAGAGUGUUGCAUCUAGGACCCGGCAUCUCGGCCCUCGGCAGCAAAUUGUGCGAUGCAUUUGUUCAGCGCGGCUGGAGAGGUGAUAGUAUUGUUAACGUGGAUUUUUCGUCCGAAGCUGUCCGACUCGGACGUAAACUAGAAGGACAAAAAAACGAGCCCGCCGAUGUGAUGCACUGGGUCCAAGCUGACUUGUGCUCCUGGGACCAGGUCUCGUCCUCUGUGUCACUACCAUUCGCGCCGGUUGAUGCGGUUUUGGACAAAAGCACCUGCGACGCCAUUGCGACAUCAGUCUCGCGAACAUUCCAUUCUUCUACGAGUCGAGACGCAAUAGACUCUACUUUGCCAGCCGCCAGCCCAGUUGUCCAAGAGAUCCUUGAUCAGACACAAGAAGCACAACUUACACUAGCUCCGGUUGAGCUGCUCGCGUUGCAUCUUGCAUCCAUAACGGAAAAAGGAGCAAUCUGGCUAGCCCUUUCAUACUCAAACACGCGGUUUGACGGUUUCACGCAUCUGUCGGCUUAUUGGUCGAUCGUCUCGCGUACGCCACUUAAAGCUCCCUCAGGCCAGACGGCGUCUGCGUCUGCGAUGGUGCCCGAGGUCUUUCACUGGGUUUAUGUUCUUCGAAGAAUAUGA